AUGAAACAGAGAAUCACUGCCUUGGACGUCAAGAUCCUCGCUGGCGAGCUUGUCACUGCUCUUGUUAGCUACAGGCUCCAGAACAUCUACAACUUGUACAACUCCUCCAGAAUCUACACCUUGAAAUUUGCUGUUCCUGACUCCAAGAAGGCGUUGGUGCUUGAUUCAGGCUUGAAGAUCUACUUGACUGACUUCCAGAGACAGGUCUCUCCUGAGCCCUCCAACUUUGUCGCCAAAUUGCGAAAGCACAUCAAGUCAAAGAGAUUGACAAACUUGAAGCAAAUUGGCAACGACAGAAUCAUCGUCUUGGAGUUUUCCUCUGGUAUCUUCUACUUGGUCCUAGAAUUCUUUUCUGCUGGUAAUAUCGUUCUUCUUGACGCCAAUCAAAAAAUCCUAGCUUUACAAAGAUUGGUCGAUGAAAAGAGAAACAGCGACAAAUAUGCUGUUGGUGAGUAUUACAAAAUGUUUGAUAAUUCCUUAUUUGCCCAAGACACUCCAAAUAACAAAUCUGAUUUGAAUUCAAAUCCAAAUUCAAGUUCAAUUGUUCAUACAAAAGAUCAAAUCUUGUCUUGGUUAAAUGAGGAAAAACAUAACUAUCAAGUCAUCAAAGAAAAUGCUGAGUCUGAUCUUCUCGUAAACGCUGAUGCCACCACUCAAAAGAAAAUCAAACCUCUAUCUAUUCAUAAAUUAUGUUUCUUAAAGUUCUCGUAUCUUUCGUCUGAUUUACUACUGAAAAACUUUCAUCAAUUCAGCUUAAACCCUUCUUCUUCCUUUUUAGAGUUCUUGAAUCCGAAUUCUUUGCAAGUUCUAACUGAUUUAUUAAAUUUUUCCGAAAUUGAAUUCCAAAACUUGACUACUUCAAAUCAAGUUGAUGGCUAUAUCGUUAUGAGAAAAAAUAAAUUCUAUAAACCUACUAACAAUGAUAAUGACAAUCAUAACAAUGACAAUAAUGACAACGACAAUGAUAUCGAUAACGAUAACGAUAACGACAUUAAUAACCCAAAAUAUACAUACGAAAGCUACCAUCCUUAUAAACCAAUCCUAAAAGCCCCCGUGGAAAUCUAUAAAUUAAAAAAAAUAACCGGCUACAACAAAACUAUAGACUUUUUCUACUCUCAAUCAGAUUUGAUUAAAAACUCUCUUAAAAUUCAAUCUCACAAAGAUCAAUUGGAGAAAAAAUUAUCAUACGUAAAGAACGAAAAUCAAUCAAAGAUAUCACAGCUAGAAUCAAAGGCCCUAUUAAAUAAAAAAAAAGCUGAAUCAAUCAUUUUUUACUCUUCUUAUGUUGAAAAUGCAAUCAACAUUAUAAACUCUCUCUUAAACCAAGCCAUGAAUUGGGAAAACAUCAACAAUCUAAUUGAUCUAGAGAAAAAGAAAAAUAACCCAAUCGCCCUUAUUAUCACUUCCUUAAAUUUACUCGAAAAUAAAAUCGAUCUAAAGUUACCCUUAGUAAAUGAUGAUGAUCAAGAUAAUCAAAAUGACUUAUUAAAUUCAAACUCAGGUGUCGAUUCAGAUGUUGAUUCAGACGUUGAUUCCGAUGUUGAUUCCGAUAUCAAUUCCGAUAUCAAUUCCGAUAUUCAUAAAAGUUCAAAGUUCAAAGAAAAACAAUAUUUGACCGUCACUAUCGAUUUGUCUCUUUCUGCCUUUGCUAACUCCACAACAUACUUCUCAACAAAGAAAGAUUUGAUCAUUAAAAAGGAAAAAACUAGCAAAAGUUCAUCCUUAGCAAUUAAAAACGCUUCUCGCAAAAUUAAAUCAAGUUUAAAGGCUCACGAUGAUUCAAACUUAUUGAUCAAAAAAAUUCGUCCCAAAUAUUGGUUUGAAAAAUUUUAUUGGUUUAUAUCGUCUGAAAAUUAUCUCUGUAUUUCCGGAAAAGAUGCUCUUCAAACAGACAUGGUUUACUAUAAAUAUUUCAACUCCAAAUAUGAUUAUUUUGUUUCAUCUGAUUUUGAUAAUUCUUUGAAAGUAUUUAUUAAAAAUCCUUUUAAAGAAAGAGAGGUUUCACCGACAACUUUACAACAAGCUGGCCAAUUUUCUCUUUCAUCUACAAAGGCUUGGGAUAAUAAGAUCAGUACUUCUGCUUGGUGGUGUAAAGGCACUUAUAUUGACAAAAGAGAUGAUUAUGAUGGAAGUUUAUUAAGACCAGGACACUUUAUUGUAAAAGGUGGAGAUUCCAAUAAAGUUUAUUUACCUCCUGCGGGUCAAUUGGUAAUGAGUUUUUCAUUAUUAUGGUUAAUUGAUGAAAAGGGUACAGAUUUUUUUAAAAAAGCUAGAGUUGAAAGAGAAGAAAAAUACGGACUUGAAAUUGUUAAGGAAAUUUCUGAUUAUAAAGAAAAUGAAAAAUUGUAUUUGACCCAACAACAAAAUAAAGAUAAAGAAAAUAGUAUAAAACAAAAUAAUGGUAAAGAAGAAGAAAUUAAAGAUAUGACUGAAUCAAUUGAAUCAAUUCAAGUUGGCAAGCUGGAUAAACAAACCAAAAAAAGCGAUAGCUCAUCAAAAUAUCCGAAAACCUCAAUAAACAAAACUGUGAGAGGUAAAAAGGGAAAAUUAAAAAAACUCAGUAAUAAGUAUGCUGAUCAAGAUGAUGAAGAAAGAACGUUAAGAUUAAAGGCAUUAGGUGUGAUAAAAGAUUUGGACACAAAUGAAUCUAAUUCCAAAACUGAAAAUAUAAAACCUUCCCCUGAGGUCGAAGCAGCUAAUAAAGAAUUGAGAAAGCAAAAACAGGAAGAGAUUAUAAAGGAAAAAUAUAGAGUUAAAUUGGAAAAUAAUAAUAACAAUAAUGGUAGGGUUACCGAAAAUGAAAAUGAUAAUAAUGAUGAGGAUGAUGAGCAAGAAGAUAAUAUUCCAAAUCAUUUGGAAAUAUUUGAUUCUCUUGUUCCAAAGGUCAACUCAACUGAUUAUAAGAUUCUUGAUUGUGUUCCUCAUUUUGGACCAUGGUCUGCCGUAAACAAAUUCAAGUAUAAAGUCAAGAUUGCGCCAGGAUCCAAUAAAGUUGGAAAAUCGAUGAACGAAAUAUUGCAUUAUUUUGAGAAUCGACCAAUCAAUAAAAGCGGUAACAGUGAUACUGAUUUUGAUGUUGAUUUAAUAAAAGAACAUGAAAUCAUUAAAAUGCAAAAAUCUGGGGAUAUAACAAUAGGUUUUACUGUGAGAAAACUAAAAGCAGGGAUUUCUUCAGAAAAUUCUGGAAAUAAAAAGGGAAAUAAAAAAGGGGGUUUCAAAAAAAACUCCAAUUUCAAA
This is a messenger RNA of Ascoidea rubescens DSM 1968, 3237 nucleotides long. RefSeq names its product Rqc2p (gene RQC2). The transcript has 3 exons. Gene Ontology annotation, biological process: ribosome-associated ubiquitin-dependent protein catabolic process; rescue of stalled cytosolic ribosome. NCBI's taxonomy places the organism in Eukaryota, Fungi, Ascomycota, Saccharomycetes, Ascoideales, Ascoideaceae. The record is from RefSeq and is a predicted model, not a curated record. Gene Ontology annotation, molecular function: tRNA binding; ribosomal large subunit binding. The annotation marks the transcript as partial. Gene Ontology annotation, cellular component: RQC complex.